AUGAAUACACCAAUGAUAGCAGGUACCGAUAUAUUCCAAGUAGCAGCACACGAAUUUGGUCAUUCUCUGGGUCUUGCACAUACGGAUGAACUAAAUGCAAUUAUGACUCCUCAUUACAAAGGGUAUGAUCCUUCAUUUGAAAUUGAUAUCGAUGAUAUAAAGGCAAUUCAAGCUCUAUAUGGUUCAAGAGGAGGUCCUGCACUACCUGCACCUGAAGAGGAACAUUCUGACCCAUCACCUGAUACCAAUGAUGCUCCAGAUGUAUGUCAAGAUGGUACAAUAGAUGCUGCUACACGAACACAGAACGGAAAUAGUUACCUUUUUAAGGGUGAUUUUUAUUGGAGAAUUCUCGAUCACAAAAUAGCUGAUGGAUAUCCCCGAAAAAUUAAGGACGACUGGAAUGGUCUUGAUGGAAAUUUAGAUGCUUCUUUAACGUGGUCGAAUGGGAUGACCUACUUCUUUAAGGUAUGA
Messenger RNA from Parasteatoda tepidariorum (common house spider), 471 nucleotides. Its product is annotated as matrix metalloproteinase-14. The record is from RefSeq and is a predicted model, not a curated record. Gene Ontology annotation, cellular component: extracellular matrix. Gene Ontology annotation, biological process: extracellular matrix organization; proteolysis; collagen catabolic process. Lineage: Eukaryota; Metazoa; Arthropoda; Arachnida; Araneae; Theridiidae. Gene Ontology annotation, molecular function: zinc ion binding; metalloendopeptidase activity.